AAAUCCUUGUCAUAAAAUGAAGUAUACACACACUUGCAAAGAACAUCCAGCAGAGGGAGAGGAAGGACCAGCAGAGAGCCGGGAGAGUGAUCCUCAACAUCCCGACUGGAAGCUUCGCUCUCAGCCGAGAGGACCUGCCUGCUGCCCGGGUCUUCACUGACCAGCAGACACCUCUCUCUCUGCAGCAUUUCUGGGAGGUGAAGUGGAGACAGGCUAAUGUGCAUUUACCCAGACCUGUGGGAAUAAGGACGGGAGGACCGAGCGAUGUCUUCGCCGGGUUACACCGUCAACUACAGCCGGAAUUCGACGCUGAACGGCGGAUCGGCACCUUCCCAUCAGAACGGUCCAGCACAGACUUACCAAUCCAUGCAUCCUCCUGCAGGCUGCUAUGGAGCCCCACCUCAACAACAGAGCUACCCCACCAUCCCUGCCCAGUCCACCCCUCCCAACAAAGCCCCCCUCAUGAACAGUGCCCACAGUGCUAACUACUACCAGAGCAACCAUCAGCAGCAACAGCAGCACCUCUCUCAGCAGCAUGUAGCACCCUCCUCAUACAGUGCUCCCCUGAACUCUGCGCCUCCUUCUCAGCCAUAUCCACCUUCAGCACCGCCGCCAUCAAAUGCCCACUACAACCAACAAUCAUUCCAGCAGCAGCAGCAGCAGCAGCAGCAGCAUCCUCCAUAUGCCACUCCAGGAUCCUACUAUACACAGCAGGCAUACCAUGCUCCCCCAGCAGCAGCACAGCCCUUUCAGCAGCAGCAGCACCCCAGUUUGGUGCCUGCACCGCCUGGCGCCCCUGGAGCUCCCCUCUACCCAAUUGUUUCCUAUCCGUCUGCGCCUGGAAUUAGCCAGUACGGCACCCUGAGUUCCUCCCAGAGCACCUCCAGCCUUGGAGUCAUGCCGACCCACAUGGGUGCACCGCUGCAUCAGUACAACAGCCCUCCGCCGGCCACAACAACAGCAGUGCAGUCUGGGUACAGCGUGGCUCCUCUUAAUCAGCAGGGGCCGACAGUCAAUGGUCAAGGAAGCACAGUGCACCAACACUAUGACCAGAGCCACCAGGCGUCUCUGAGCUACGACACGUACAGCGGGGUCGUUCACAGCGGCGCUGACCCUCGGCCCUCAGGAACUCAACCGACUUCAGUGCAUUCCUCACCAGGCCACCACCAAGGCGUGCAGUAUGGAUAUGUUGCUAAUAGUGGAGCUAGCUCUGCCUCUGCCACCACCUCAGGCCCCGCCGCUGCCCCCUCUUCAUCCAGCUCUGAGGAUGAUGAUGAUGAGGAGGAGGAGGAGGAGGAGGAGGAUGAGGAAGCAGGUGGAGACACUUCCUCCUCCAGUACAGGCAGUGCCUCUCCGGUGCCCAACAGCUAUGAUUCCCUGGAAGGUGGCAGCUAUCCAGAUUCCAUGCCGCCCUCCAACGAUAUGACCAAUCAGGUUGCGCCCUACGAUCACUAUGGUUACCAAAACAUGCAGCCGGCCUAUCAGCAGGGGCCAGCCCCCGCCACUGACUCCGCCCCCUCUCUUGACCCGUACGGACAGCCAGAAUACCAGCAGUACUCCCAGCCGUUCCCUAACAUGACCCAGCUGUCAGCGGCUCUCGGGGGGCUCAGCGGGGUCCCGGAGCUGGAGCUGGAGGCCCUGAGUCCUGUGAACCUGAUGCAGGAGACCAGCCUGCUGCCCCCCCGACCCCUCGAGGCCCCCGAGCCCAACCUCAGCGCCGACCUCAAGAAGGUCAACUGUAACCCACAUACGUUCAGGAGCACCCUGUCCAGCAUCCCUCAGACUCAGGCUCUGCUCAACAAGGCGCGCCUCCCUCUGGGUCUCCUGCUGCACCCCUUCAGAGACCUGCAGCAGUUACCGGUGAUCACGUCCAACACCAUCGUGCGCUGCCGCUCCUGUCGGACCUACAUCAACCCGUUCGUCACCUUCCUGGAUCAGCGCCGGUGGAAGUGCAACCUGUGCUACCGGGUCAACGAUGUUCCAGAUGAGUUCAUGUAUAACCCGGUCACCAGGUCGUAUGGAGAGCCUCAUAAGAGACCAGAAGUCCAGAACGCCACGGUGGAGUUCAUCGCCUCCUCGGACUACAUGCUGCGGCCUCCUCAGCCGGCAGCCUACCUGUUCGUCCUCGAUGUUUCUCACAACGCCGUGGAGUCGGGAUACCUGAAGUACUUCUGUGAAUCUCUUCUGGACAACAUGGAUAAGUUACCAGGAGACACGCGCACCAGGGUGGGCUUCCUCUCCUUCGACAGCACCAUCCACUUCUACAACCUGCAGGAGGGUCUGUCCAUGCCGCAGAUGCUGGUGGUUUCAGACAUCGAUGACAUCUUCAUCCCGUCUCAUGACAGUCUGAUGGUGAACAUGAAGGAGAGCAAGGAGCUGGUGAAGGACUUGCUGACGUCUCUCCCCGGGAUGUUCAGUCAGAGUAAAGAGACCCACAGCGCUCUCGGCCCGGCGCUACAGGCUGCCUUCAAGCUGAUGUCGCCCACCGGGGGCCGCAUCACGGUGUUUCAGACGCAGCUGCCCACGCUGGGGGCCGGAGCGCUGCUGUCCAGAGAGGACCCCAACCAGCGCUCCAGCAGCAAGGGCGUCCAGCACCUCGGCCCGGCCACAGACUUCUAUAAGAAGUUCGCUCUGGACUGCUCGGGUCAGCAGAUCGGAGUGGAUCUGUUCCUGCUCAGCUCCCAGUACGCUGACCUCGCCUCGCUGGCCUGUAUGUCCAAGUAUUCUGCGGGCAGCAUCUUCUACUACCCCUCGUUCCAUCACAUCCAGAACCCGCCUCAGCUGGAGAAGUUCCAGAGAGAUCUGGAGCGGUACCUGAGCAGGAAGAUCGGCUUCGAGGCCGUCAUGAGGAUACGAUGCACCAAAGGUUUAUCGAUCCACACGUUCCACGGUAACUUCUUUGUGCGCUCCACCGACCUUCUGUCUCUCGCUAACGUGAACCCCGACUCUGCCUUCGCGGUCCAGAUGUCCAUCGACGACUCUCUGGCCGACUCGUCUCUGGCCUGCUUCCAGGCGGCUCUGCUCUACACCUCCUGUAAAGGAAAAAGGCGGAUCCGGGUGCACACUCUGUGUCUGCCGGUGGUGAGUCAGCUGAGUGAGGUUUACGCUGGAGCUGAUGUUCAGGCCAUCACCUGCCUGCUGGCCAACAUGGCGAUCGACCGGGCGAUAACGUCCAGCCUGUCGGACGCUCGCGACGCUCUGACCAACGCCGUGGUGGACAUGGUGAGCGCCUACAAGUCCAACGUGUCCAACCUGCAGCAGUCCGGCCUCGUGGUGCCCGCCUCCAUGUGCCUCUUCCCCGUCUACAUCCUCGCGCUGCUCAAACAGAAAGCCUUGCGGACGGGCACGUGCACGCGUCUGGACGAGCGAGUCUUCGCGAUGUGUGAGUUCAAGACGCAGCCGCUGCAGCAGCUGAUGAGGUUGGUGCACCCCGACCUGUACCGCCUGGACAACAUGUCCGACCAGGGGGCACUGCACCUGAACGACUCGGUGGUUCCUCAGCCUCCCCUGCUGCACCUGAGCUCAGAGAGGCUGAGCCGCGACGGGGCCUUCCUCAUGGACUGUGGAAACGUGUUUUAUUUUUGGAUCGGCAAAAACUGCAACGAGAUGUUCAUCAGAGACGUUCUGGGCUGUCCCAACUACGCUGCAAUACCCCAGAACAUGAGUCACAUCCCUGAGCUGGAGACCCCUCUGUCGGAGCGAGUGCGAGCGUUCCUAGACUGGCUGCAAGACAACAGAGCGUUCUGCUCCACCAUCCACGUCCUCAAGGACGAAGCUUCCUCUAAAGCCACCUUCUUCCAGUACCUGGUGGAGGAUAGCUCGGACUCGGAUUCAUCUUUAUCACAAUUCCUGGAGCAAAUUCAGCAGCAAAUGUCCAAGUAGGCUCCCGUGACACCGAGAGAAGCUCUGACCGCUCGAGUCCUCACGUGGAGAGGAUCUGAGGGGCGUCGUAGAGAGAAAACUAGCGUUAGAAAUGGCGGACACCCAUCGCUCAUUCAGACCAGUUUUAGCGAGGCGGGUUACAUCCCGAUCCUCCAAACAUCCGUCGUAUCAAACACAUCCGGGACCGAUUUCAGACCGAGAUCUAGACCCUCAGAGGGGGAGGAGGGAGAUAGUUGUAGGAAAGAAAUUAAAUCAAAGAAUAACGGGGGUUUAUUCCACUCCAUAUUAAGAGUUAUUGAAACCCCCGUUAGCCUCUCGCUAACCCUUCGAGAACAGAAGGGGAACCGAGCCAAGAAGACGCCGCUUCAUUCUGUCUUUAGUUGUUUUUCGUGAACCUCACAUGUAGCUAGUGUUGUCUUUCUUUGUUGUUAUUAUUUUAUAAUUUAUUCCCCCUCUUCACUCCUAUUUUUUUUUAAUACACUGGAGAAAAGAAACAAGGUUUUUCCGGCAUGAAAGACGAAACGCAUGCCACCGUUUUGUUCGCUGCUAGUCCGAGCGUUAAGAAGUUUAACGGGAAUACGAAGCGACAGUGGUUGGAUGUUGAAACCCCCCCCUACUCUCUGUUGGCCCCCCCCUCCUCCACUGUGUGUGAACUCAUGAUUUAUCAAGAUCAACCCCCCCCCCCCCUCUCUCCACAAACUCCUCCUGAUUUGUUUUAUCAUUUUUCCAGGCGCUAAUGAAGUUGCUAUCCACUUUGUAACUAUUGACGAAGAGUCUUUUAUGUGCGAUAAUUUAUGAACCAGCUUAUUAAAUAAAAAACAAAAACAGA
Molecule: messenger RNA, 4711 nt
Organism: Trematomus bernacchii (emerald rockcod)
Lineage: Eukaryota; Metazoa; Chordata; Actinopteri; Perciformes; Nototheniidae
Gene: sec24b
Product: SEC24 homolog B, COPII coat complex component
Exons: 24
Coding region: 265-3882 (1205 amino acids)
Biological process (GO): intracellular protein transport; COPII-coated vesicle cargo loading; endoplasmic reticulum to Golgi vesicle-mediated transport
Cellular component (GO): COPII vesicle coat; endoplasmic reticulum exit site
Molecular function (GO): SNARE binding; zinc ion binding
Source: RefSeq, a predicted model, not a curated record